This is a messenger RNA of Brassicogethes aeneus, 4962 nucleotides long. The record is from the annotation of a GenBank genome assembly. NCBI's taxonomy places the organism in Eukaryota, Metazoa, Arthropoda, Insecta, Coleoptera, Nitidulidae.
GGGGCGAGUUUACUUUAACGAGUGUUAUUCGCGGACCUAUUGAUUGUGACGAGCUACUGCAAUGGUGUCCGAUAUUUGAGGGUGGAUUUUUAGCAAAAACUUGGUUUUUAAACAAAAUAAAAUGAAAUAUUAGAUAAAACUAGCCUAUUGAUAGACAAUACAAGUGAAUAUGCUGUCUGCUGCUGGAACCCCUUCAACAGAUCCCUGGCUGAUUUUGGCCAGGGAGAGAGUCAGAUACGAGGAACAAUUUAGAUCACUGAAACCAAUAAACGGAGUGGUGACAGGCGAUCAAGCUAAAGGAUUUUUCCUUCAGUCUCAAUUGCCACCUCUAGUUUUAGGACAAAUAUGGAGCCUGGCCGACACCGACUCGGACGGCAAAAUGGACAUAAACGAGUUCUCGAUCGCGUGCAAGCUGAUCAACCUGAAGCUGCGCGGCUUCGACAUGCCGAAAAUGCUGCCGCCCUCUCUGCUAGCCUCCCUGCAGCAGGCGGGCGCGCCGCCCGCCAUUCCGCCGCUGCCCACCGCCCCGACGCGCCCCCAGCCGCCCGCGGCGGUCGCGCCGCCCCACCCGAUCGUGCCGCCCCAACCCGCCAUGAUGAUGGGACAACAGCCGCCCCUUGUAGCCCUACAAGGUAACGUUGGCGUGAUGCCACAAGUUGGAACCGUGAUGCCUACCGGCAUGACCCAGCCUCAAAUAAAUAACAUUCCCACAGGCAUUGUGCCGCCAAUGCAGAGCAACAUGCAACCGCUAGUUGCCGGAGUGCCUCCAAUGGUACCUAUGGCGCCCGGCUAUGUGGCAACAAUGCCGGUUGCUGCGCCCUAUAUACCACCAGUGGUUCCUGCCGCUCCUCUAGUAUCGAAUGUAACGGCCCCCAUGGGCGUAGUUGCCGCUUCUUCGCCUGUUCAGAACGUGGCCGCCGCACCGGCCGGACCUGGCGCCACCAGCACUCCAAGAGCGAGCGUCACUAGUCUGGAACGUGCUCCAUCCAUUGAGUCACCGAUGGCCGAUUGGGCAGUUCCCCACCAUAUUAAGCUAAAGUACACGCAAAUGUUCAACACGACCGACAGAACUCGAUCGGGUUAUUUAUCUGGUGCUCAAGCUAGAAACGUCAUGGUGCAAACGAAACUGCCGCAGAAUCUGCUGGCACAAAUAUGGAAUCUUUCCGACAUGGACGGGGACGGUCGCCUGGGUUGCGAGGAGUUCGUUCUGGCCAUGCACCUGUGCGAACAGGCCGCCACCGGAAACUUGCCGCCGACGAAGCUGCCGCUCGAUCUCGUACCGCCAUCGUUCAGGAAAGUCAGGACCUCCUCGGUUUCUAGUCAAGGCAGCGCUGCACCGGUCGACCAGGAUCCCGCCUCCACACUUCUACAAAAUUCGUUCGAAGACAAGCGCAAAGAGAACUUCGAGAAGGGCCAGGCGGAGCUGGACCGGCGCCGCAAGACCCUCAUGGACCAGCAGCGCAAAGAGGCGGAGGAGCGCGAGCGCAAGGAGCGCGACGAGAUCGACAGGCGCGAAAAGGCCCGACUGGAGGCGGAGCGCAAGCGAAUGGACGAGCUGGAGAAGCAGAUGAGAGAGCAGCAGGAGCAGGAGCGGCUCAAGGAGGAGGAGAGGAAGAGGCAGGCCGAGCAGCGCGAGGCGGCCAGGAAGGAGAUGGAGCGCCAGAGGCAGCUCGAGUGGGAGAAACAGAGGUUGCAGGAAUUGCAACAGCAGCGGCAACGGGAGCAGGAGACGGUUCUCAAAUUGAAAGCUAAAAAUCAGAGUCUGACCAUAGAGCUGUCGUCUUUCAACGAGCAGGUGAGGGGGCUGUCGCAAAAAAUCUGCGACACGCGCGUCGGAGUUUCAAACGUGAAGAGCACAAUCGACGGCAUGCGGACCACGCGCGACACCCAGAUGCAAGAAAUGUCGCAGCUCAAGAACAAACUCAAGGAGCAGAACGCCAAGCUGCUGGCGCUGUCGCAAGAGCGGGCAAAAUUGGAGGCGAAGAACAAAAUGAACACGGCGUCGGACGAGCAGACGCGCAUCGCGUACGAGAACAAGGAGGUCACCAUCAAGAACCUCAGGGAGAGGAUCGAGGACAUGCAGGGCCAGAUCGACGGGAAGCUGUCCGACAUCGAGAACAACAACUCGACGCUGGCCGACCUGAAAUCGCAGCUCGGCACCUUGAUCGAGGAGUGCGAGCGGCUGUACGGCGCGUACGAGACCAAGCGCACCCUGGUGGUCGAGAUGAAGAACUCGAACAAGUCGUUCGACUACGGCCAGGGCUGGGCGCAGACGGGGGGGCGGGACGCGUGGGGCUCGGAGCCGGUCGCCGCCGUCGCGGAGGAAGCCGACGCGUGGCCGGUGGACAACUGGGCCGCGCCGGCCGCCGCCGCCGCCGCCGCCGUUCCGGGAACGGUGCCCUACAGGGCGCUGUACGAGUUCUCGGCCAGGAACAACGACGAGAUCUCCUUCCAGCCUGGCGAUACGAUUAACGUGCCGUUGGAACAAACCGGCGAGCCCGGCUGGUUGGCCGGCGAGAUUCGCGGUCGCACCGGGUGGUUCCCCGAGUCCUACGUGGAGCCGAUAGAUGGCGUCGGCGUGCGGGAGAGCGCACCCGCGCAGACCCCUCCCGCCGCCGAAACGGAAGCUUCCAGAUUGGAGAACAUCGCCGAGGUUCCGGAAGUGCACGAAGCGGUCCCGGAACCGGCGGCUGCGCAGGUCGUCGAGCAGCCGGCCUUUGCCGCGGCCGCGGUUCCGGAAGCGGAAGAAGUCGAGUACUACAUCUCGAAUUAUCCGUAUCAGUCGCAAGAGCAGGGCGAUUUGACGUUCAACGCAGGGGAGAUGAUCGCCGUCGUCAAAAAGGACGGCGACUGGUGGACGGGGAAACUCGGCAACAGCGUCGGCAUCUUCCCCAGCAACUACGUGCAGAAAGUCGAUGUGAUCAUGAAGAGCAAAAAACCGGAGAUAGCGCAGGUGAUAGCGCCGUACCAGGCGACCAGCACCGAGCAGCUGUCGCUGGCGCGCGGCCAGCUGAUCAUGAUCCGCAAGAAGACCGAUUCCGGGUGGUGGGAGGGCGAGCUGCAGGCCAAGGGCCGCAAGCGGCAGGUCGGCUGGUUCCCCGCCAGCUACGUCAAGGUGCUGAACAGCAGCGGACGGGCCAGCGGCCGCACCACCCCCGUCUCGUCCACCAGGAUGCAGCAGGAAGUUAUCCUAGACAAAGUAAUCGCCUUAUUUCCAUACAACGCAAUGAACGCAGACGAGCUGAGCUUCGCAAAAGACGAGAUAAUCAGCGUGACUGCCCGCGACGAGGAGGCCUGGUGGAGGGGGGAACUCAACGGUGUUUCGGGACUUUUCCCGAGCAACUACGUGGCGCCACUGCAGCAACAAUCCGAAGACAGAAAACGCGCCGAAUGCAUAAAAGAAUUUGUGGACACGGAAAAGGCGUACGUGCACGACAUGUCGGUGGUGUACAACGUGUUCGAGGCGCCUCUUCGGAAAAGCGGUCUGCUGAAGAAAAAAGAAAUCGACGAGAUUUUCGUCAACUGGCGCGAAAUCCUGCAGUGCAACAAGAACUUUUGCAGGGACCUGCACGCGAAACGCAACUCGAACAGCCACACCAUCGGUGACGUCAUCUGCAAACACCUGCCCCUGAUGACCGCAUACGUGACUUUUUGCGGGAAGCAGCUGGACAGCGCCGCGCUGUUGCAAAAUCUAACGGAAAACAACACCGCCUUCAGGGAACUGAUAAGAAAAUGCCAGAACGAUCCCACGGUCAAAGGGUUGCCUUUGUCGUCCUUCCUCAUCAAACCGAUGCAACGUAUCACGAGAUACCCGCUUUUGAUCGCGAAAAUUCUCGAGAACACUCCCGACAAUCACGAUGAUUAUCAAUAUCUCAAAGAGUCCCUUAGACUGGCGGAAAAGUUCCUGAACUGCGUCAACGAAAAUAUCCGCAUAAAGGAGAACCAAGAGCGUUUGGAUUGGUUGCAGCAAUACGUGCAAAGCGAUCUGAACAUCGUUUUCAACGGUAACACCAACAAAAUGGGCACCAGAAAGCUACUGCACCACGGCACCCUCAUCAAAGUUAAAACCGGCAAAGAGUUGAUCGGGUUUUUGUUCAACGAUUUUAUCAUGUUGGUGCAACCUGCUAAAACGCUGGCGAACCAUUUUUCCUUCCAGCGAAACGGCAAUAUAACCUACAAAGCAUACAAACAGCCGAUUUUGAUUCCAAACCUGGAGGCGAGCCGAGAGAGCACGGAAAACGUCGAACACGGCACCGACUCUAACCGAGUCGUUAGACUGUCGGACACCAAAUCGAAAUACAAAAUCUGCCUUCUCGCUUCCUCCGUCAACGACUGCAAUCUGUGGAUGAAACGCAUCGAGACUGCGCAGGACAAUUACAUGAAACUGAACACGAUGAUGAUGCGCAGACCCAAAACGCUGGUCCCAAGUGGGCCCGUUUGCGGACGUCUGCUUGUCUUGAUCCAAAAGGGCAAACGCUUUAUCACUUCCGGCAAGGCUCACAUAGAAAACGUGUACACGAAAGUGACGCUGGGCUGCCAGGAGCAGCAAACGGAGGUGGGAAAAUGUUCGUCGCUGAACGGCAACGCUGCGCAGAACGCGGAAGCCGUCUUGAUGUGGAACUUCAGCAUGCAGUUCCAACUGCGCGACGUCAACAGAGAAACGCUCAUGUUCAUAGUUUACGAGCAAAAUUUGUACAGCCCCGACGAGUUCUUGGGAAGAGCAGAAUUAAAAAUUCUGGACAUAUACAAUGAAACGAGAAACACCAAUGGUCCAAUCACCAAAAAACUGAUUCUACACCAGGUGGAAUCUGGCGAGUUGAUAGUUAAAUUAGAUUUUCACAUUUUUAAGAAUUAUUAAGCAUGACAUGUUGCCAGUUAUUAAUUAAGUAUAGAUUUAUUAAGGUAAGCUAUGUUUACAAAACUUGGUAGCUACGCUGCGCGUCAAAAUUAACGCAUAACAAG